Monopterus albus (swamp eel) is the source of this 376-nucleotide messenger RNA. RefSeq names its product caspase-1-like. Gene Ontology annotation, biological process: proteolysis; regulation of inflammatory response. The record is from RefSeq and is a predicted model, not a curated record. Lineage: Eukaryota; Metazoa; Chordata; Actinopteri; Synbranchiformes; Synbranchidae. Gene Ontology annotation, molecular function: cysteine-type endopeptidase activity. The transcript has 3 exons. The annotation marks the transcript as partial. Gene Ontology annotation, cellular component: IPAF inflammasome complex; AIM2 inflammasome complex; NLRP3 inflammasome complex.
UUUGCUGAUGAGAAAUUAAACAGAAAUGGAGCCGAGAAGGACGAGGAGAACAUGGAGAAACUGCUGGGAGCUCUGGGAUAUGAGGUGGUGAAACACACGAACCUCACUGCAAAGGGAAUUGAAGACGCCCUAAUUGCAUUUUCUACACAUCCAAAGCUCAAAGACACAGACAGCGUGUUUGUGGUUAUCAUGUCUCACGGAAAACUGGGAGCUAUCCUUGGUGUCAACUGGAAAGGUGACAGAUGUGGUGAUGAGGCACCGGAUGAAUUCCCCAUCAACAACAUUUACAGACACUUGGCUUCAGAGAAAUGUCCAGCGUUGCUUGACAAACCCAAGGUCAUCAUCAUCCAGGCCUGCAGAGGAGUGGAGCUGGGAU